UUUGUUUGAUGUUAUCACUUGAGUAAAUAACAGUUUAUCCUUGAUAAGGCGCACUAAUUGACGGUGGUCGUUGUGUGCGAUGUUUUGGUGGCAUUUUCUGUUACUUUCCCUGGCACUAUCAGGAAAUCUCGCCAGUGAUAUUUUUCCUGACAUCACAUUAGAAGAAUGUGCUGUAACAAAAGGUUGUCUUAGACCUGCCAUGUGCACAGAGUCCUCAUGUGCAUUUCUUGUUACUUGGAAGUUGGUGUCUGUAAAUUCUGAGAACUAUGUGGAAUUUGAACUAAGAGGGAAUGUCCAGAAAUCUACAGGAUUUAUUUCACUGGCCUUCUCCAAGGACCAAAGAGUUGGGGAUGAUGGUGUUGUUGGGUGUUAUUAUCAAUCAUCAACAAACUCUGUAAACAUGCGAGCUGGUUACAAUGACAUAACUGGAAAGACAACAACUUUCUAUACUGGACCUGAUGAGGAUCUGCUGAUAACCGAAGGUGAAGAUCUAGGUGGUGUAUUCAACGCGAUGGAUGGCACUUUACAAUGUCGUUUUAGACGACGCGUUAGACCGUUGGAUACAGUUCAUCAACUAAUGGAUUUAACAUCACCUAACGCCUAUCAUUUAAUUGUUACACGUGGUGAUGAACGCAAAAAAGACGGAUUCGGUCGUCCUUUUGCCGGUGGAGAAUCUAUUUCACAACGUCCAGUUGUGAUCACAUCACCUAUUUACGGAAGUAUGACUGGUGUAGCUGGCCGCGGAUCGUCAAUAGCUAAAACUCAUGGCUGUCUUAUGGUAUUAGCCUGGGUACUGUGUGCCAGUAUUGGUGUUAUACUAGCACGUUAUUAUAAAGACGUUUGGCCUAAUUCUGGCCUAUUGGGUGAACGUGUCUGGUUUCAAUCGCAUCGAAUAUUACAAGGCAUAUGUGUUGGCUUGACGUGUAUCAGUAUAAUAUUGAUUUUUAUCUAUUGCGAAGGUUAUUCCCAAGCAACUGCAUAUCCCUACUACAUACAUCCAAUUCUUGGUUUGAUUGUUUUCUCCUUGGCGUUGAUCAAUCCAUUUAUCGCUUUAUGCCGAUGCAAUCCAGCGCAUGAAUACAGACCAUGGUUCAAUUGGAUACACUUUUUCGUCGGCACCUUUGCUUAUGUCUUGUCUGUACCAACAAUGAUGUUAGGCCUGCGUAUGCCUGCUGCUGGCCUCCAACUGCAAUUUAUUAAUUAUCCACUAUGGAUUUUAAUAUUCUUUGUUAUAUUCCAAUUUAUUAUUGAAAUUGUUUUGGAGAUACACGGAUGUUUCUAUUAUCGUCGGAAUAAGAAUAAACGUCGUACAUAUAUGGUUGAAAUUGACCAGUAUCAAGCUGCUAAACGUUUGAACAAUGCACGUCAACCACGUCCUCCGGAACCAGAACCUUCUGGUCGUAUGUUCAAAUACUUCAUAAUCGGUCUUCAUGCUACAGUCUGUGCAAUUGUUGCUGUCAUCUUGAUCAUAAUCAUAGCAGUUAACUAAAGGAAAGGAAUUAAUUUAUGCUUCACGUUUUAGACUACUUAAUUAUUUUAUCAGUAGCCUUUAAAAAUCCUUCGAAAAUAUACACAUAUAUAUAUUAAUGCGUACAUUAUGUGUUCAAACAAACUAAUGUAAAUGUGCCUUAAACAUCUGGUUUUGACUGAAUACACACACAAGUACCUACCUACACAUAAUACAAUACAUGCAGUCAAAGAUUCUACAAACAUAUUCGCUGUCUUUUCGUGUUUUUUUUUAACAAAAAUCGCUUUUUAUCUAUUGCUGUCACACACACACACACACUAUUUAUGUUUGCAUGCAAUCGCCGAUCUCUGUAGCCCUAUUAUAUUUAUACACAUACAUUUGCAGAAUUUGUUCUCCUUGUCACUAGGUAUAUGAAUUUCGUUGUUUACACUAUAUUUAUGAAUUAUAACUGAUACUUCAAAUGAUAAAAGAAGAGGCCAUAGUUCAUGAAUGCAUUACAAAUGUUUUUUUUUAAAUAUAAUUAUCAAUGGUUCAAUAAAGUUUAUGCAAACAAUAUACAUACACAUACAUAUACAAAUAUGAAAUAAUGCGUUUCUCUUCUUUAAAGGAUAAAAUGCUUCUCCUUUGAGCACCUUCUUUUUCACACACACACACAGACAAACACACUGCUUUUCUUAGUAGAGUGGUUUUUACGCGGCUAUUUCAAAAUUAGAGAUUUCGUACACACCUACCGCCAACUAUCGGUUCUCUUCCUACGUGCAACAACACACUGUGUGUGUGUAGGCAUAAAACUAUUGUAUUCAUCUCUUGACUGUUAUUGUGUUGGCGUUACCACCGGAGAUUCAUUGUUCUUGUUUUAAUCAACCGGGUUAUUAUGAAGGCAACCGCUUAAAUCUGGAGCGGUUUCGUUCAUUGAAAAUCACUCCCUUUUAUCAAAAUUAUGUCAGCCAUUUAUUAUUUCCAUUGCCAAACUAUUGGUUCGAUGUGUUUUAUUGUAAGAUGAAGUUGUUUUAAUCGGCCAUGAUGUCUUCCAUCAGCGAAUUUUGUGAUUUUCUUGUACGACGUCUUUUUAUCAUUGUUGUUUUAAAAAGUUUUACUUCUCUUGAAUUUUUUUUUGGUCUUACCUAUUUAUCUGCUAUUUACACACUAAGCGAUGUUCAUCUAUUCAACAUGGCGGGAAAGAUUGUUUAUCUCUACUUUCUCUGCUUAUAUAAGUCACUUGUCUUCUUUUAUUCACUCACCUAUACUCGUCAUUGGUUUAUUCAUUUAUAAUAUUGAUUAGUCUUUAUCAGCGCUAGACAAAAUAAUAAAAAAGCAACAAAUAUUUCAACUGCU
Messenger RNA from Trichobilharzia szidati, 2803 nucleotides. NCBI's taxonomy places the organism in Eukaryota, Metazoa, Platyhelminthes, Trematoda, Strigeidida, Schistosomatidae. The record is from the annotation of a GenBank genome assembly.